Messenger RNA from Giardia duodenalis, 2478 nucleotides. Its product is annotated as High cysteine membrane protein VSP-like. Bases 1 to 2478 code for a protein of 825 amino acids. NCBI's taxonomy places the organism in Eukaryota, Fornicata, Diplomonadida, Hexamitidae. The transcript has a single exon. The record is from RefSeq and is a predicted model, not a curated record.
AUGUCACGAUCUUUAUCAGUUCUGCUAUUGGCCUGUCUUCCGAUAGGGUUCUUCUCUGAGGAGACGCCUCUAUAUCGCAAUGGGUUUGGGUACUCUUGUGAAAAUGGAAUGCCAAAUUGCCUUCCAAAUAGUUGCAUAUUUGACCUAGCUGGUGGGUUUUUUUGUGUAGAGUGUGGCUCUGAACACGUUCCAAUCAAUGGAACGUGUGUUUCUACCGCACAUGAAGCGGUUAGUAAGGCUGGUUGUGCUAAAUCACCAAUGGGAGGAUGGUGCAUGAAAUGUGGUGAUGGCUAUUUCUUAUUUUAUGGUGGCUGCUAUGAAUUGACCGGCGGAUGGAAAGCAGGUAUCUGUGAUAGGGCAGAGGGUGGAGUCUGCAAGGAAUGUGGAAAGGGCAGUAAGAUAUCUAUCCCAAUAGUCUUUACAAACCCUAAUACCACAUCUCCUGAACGCUGCAUCCACUGUGGGGAUCCCGUGGGUUUUGGCGGAUACAGCGGAACAAUUCAUUGCCAAUACUGCAAGCCCCCAAAAUAUGCAUGGAAAACAGAGGCAGACUGCUUCUCAUGCUCGCUGCCACAGACAAUGUGCACCUUCGAUUAUCGGUGUAAAAUUGUCACUAGUGGCGUAGAUACGGGAUACUGUAUUAGUUGUCCCACAACACACAUCUUGAGUGCUAAUGCUUGCUUUUCUAUAGAUAGUCCAAUCGGUAAUAGUAUCUGUUUGCCAAAGAAUAUCAUAGACAUAACUGACCGGUCUCUGUGUGUCCAAUGCACCAACUCGUCGGAGGCUCCUUUGCAGGGUAAUUGUGUGGCAAUCGCUGAGUUCUCUGACAUCUGUGUGAAGGAUACUAAAACCGGAAGGUGCACUGCUUGCAAGAAUAAGGGCGAUACUAGUUACUAUUUGUUUUACGGGGGUUGCUAUUCGGCUAAUCAUGGUUCAGGAGAACAAAUAGGAACUACGAUUUGCCAAGCAGCGGAGAACAACAUUUGCACCACAUGCAACAGUUCAAUCAAUGAUGUGUUCACCAAGAACAACGGAUGCUGGCGCUGCGGGGACUCAGCCAACGGGGGAAUAGAGGGAUGCCAAAGGUGUGAGAUGAAGGACAGUGGUCUUCAGUGUCUGGAGUGCCGCGACCUCUACCUGAGCCUGGAUAAGAGAAGCUGCCUGGCCAGCUGUCCCAAGGGGCAGAAGGGCAUACAGGGGUCCUCAUCCUCGGUCCACAGCUGCGCAUGCGAUGACGGGUCCUAUCUGAAGGACGGGAAGUGUGUCGGGUGCACGGUGGAGAACUGCGCUGAAUGUGACGAGUCGAGCUGUAAGAAGUGCAAGUAUGGCUACACACUCUCCGGCAGUCAGUGCGUGGCGACCAAGUGCAAGGACCCCAACUGCGACACGUGCGAGAACAGAGACGUGUGCACAAAGUGUGCCGAUGACCACAGCCUCGACCCCCACGGUCUGUGCGUGAAGGACUGCCUGGGCUCCGCCGGGUACUACAAGGCCACCGUGGGGGGCGUCUCGAGGUGCGUGGCGUGCACGCUCGGCAACUGCGCAGUCUGCGAGUCGGAAUCCAAGUGCAAGGCAUGCAGGGACGGGUUCUACGUCGAGGGCUCGGGAGGAUGCAAGCCGUGCAGCUCUGAGUGUGCCACGUGCAGCGGACCGGCAUCCGGCGACUGCACCUCCUGCCCUGCCAAGAGGCGGCUGCAGUACAGCGACGGUGCCAAGGGAUCGUGCGUCCCGCAGUGCGUGCAGGACAGCAGCUGUGCAGAGUGCGGGCUCACGGUGGGCGGGACCAGCUACUGCUCGCGCUGCGUCAAGAGCACGGAGUACCCCAACAACGGGGCGUGCACUUCCUCCGGCUCGCGGGCGGUUGGCAUCGCGUGCGCGAAUGUCGCCGCCGGUAGGUGUGUUGCUUGCAGCUCGAACUCCUUCAGCCUCAACGGGGGGUGCUACACCUCCACGCUCCUCCCCGGGAAGACUGUCUGCACGAAGGCGAGCGACGGCUGGUGUGAUAGCACCGUGGCCGGGUACGGGAUAACGUACAACGGAACGCUCCUUACAUGCCCGACGAACUGUGCAAUGUGUAGUAGUGGGGUCUGCAGCGCCUGCAACAGUGGGUUCUACCUGGAGAAGGGGGCGUGCAAGGCGUGCUCCAAGGGCUGCGCCACCUGUCCUCAUGGGAAGGCAUGCUUCACCUGCCUGGCCGGGUACUACUUCUCCGAGAGCACGUGCAAGGCGUGUCACAAGGCGAUCUCCAAGUGCAGCCUCUGCGUGGUUCCAGAGGGCGCAGUCAAGCCCAUAUGUCUGGAGUAUGACAACACCUCCAAAAAGUCCGCCCUCUCGUCGGGGGCCAUCUCUGGCAUCGCCAUCGGCGUGGUCCUCGUCGUCGGCGGUGUGGCGGGUGUGCUGGUUUGGGUUUUCGUCUUCCGAAAGAAGGCCGGGGUUCCACCGCUCUACAAGCAGUCUAUCGUUGCAAGCACCCAUUAA